Anopheles stephensi (Asian malaria mosquito) is the source of this 1799-nucleotide messenger RNA. RefSeq lists its product as uncharacterized. The record is from RefSeq and is a predicted model, not a curated record. The coding region runs from base 126 to 1538 and encodes 470 amino acids. Gene Ontology annotation, molecular function: glucosaminyl-phosphatidylinositol O-acyltransferase activity. Lineage: Eukaryota; Metazoa; Arthropoda; Insecta; Diptera; Culicidae. The transcript has a single exon. Gene Ontology annotation, cellular component: membrane; endoplasmic reticulum. Gene Ontology annotation, biological process: protein localization to plasma membrane; GPI anchor biosynthetic process.
UUUAUUUAUGUUUUGCAUUGCGUCGGGGUGCGUUGCUCACCGAAAAUAAACGGAGGGUCGUGUUUUAGUUUUCUUUAGUCACGCCACCCCACAUUCCAAGAGCCGGGAAUUUUCACCGGGUAAAUAUGGACCCGACCGAUUAUCGUGCCCUGCACGAAAGCCAGAUGGAAAACAACAACGGCACGACAGCACUGAACGUGUUCCUGCACAUUGCACCGCCCGUGUUCAGCGUGUUUCACACCGUGCAGCUGAUCGCGGUGGCCAGCAUAACACACAUACCUCUACGAUUUUUGCUCGAGUUUUUCCUCAUCGUACUGCCGUUCGUGCUGCUCGUAACCGUACUGCACCGGUUAGCCCUUAACAUAACGCUUACGCUCCUCAUCCUGUCCGCGAUAUCGGCCGUCCAUCAGAUCCGGCACCGAUUGCACCUGAUGCCGUUCGUACAGGUGCCGGGAAAAUCGCCCCAAUUCCUUACCUGUGUCCGUGCGCUGGUAAACCUUACGACGGCCGUCUGCAUACUGGCGGUCGAUUUCCACUGCUUUCCACGCGAGCUUGCCAAAACGGAAACGUUCGGCUACGGGCUGAUGGACAUCGGCGUAGGACUGUACGUGUUCAGCAACGGUAUCGUGUACCGGGUACGACCCACCGACGAACGACGACUAAAUGCAGCCCGUGUGUGGAAGGUUCUUUCCGGAACGGCACCUCUACUACUACUCGGGUUUGCCCGCUUUUUCCUCACCAGCGAGCUAGACUACCAGCUGCACGUGUCCGAGUACGGGGUGCACUGGAACUUUUUCAUCACCCUCGCGGUUGUAAAGUUUGCCGGCACGCUCAUCAUGGACCUUGUGCACGAUCCGGAAGUGAUCAAGUUCGUUGCCAUUACGCUGCUCUGCUGUCACGAGAUGAUGCUCCAUCUCGGCGUGUCCCGGUACGUGCUCAGCCAAGAAACACAGCGCACAACGUUCUUCUCCGCCAACCGGGAAGGGAUCGUAUCCCUGCCCGGCUACCUAGCCCUAUUUCUCGCCUCCGUCUACAUCGGCUGGGUAGUACGGCCCACGGAAGAGAUAACGCUUGCGAAAAAGUUUCUACGCCGGGCAGGGAAAAUAGCCAUCAUAGCCGUAGUGUGCUGGAAGAUGAUUUACGUGUGCGAGGACAUGUUCGGAAUUUCGCGCCGGCUCGCCAACAUGGGCUACUGCUUCUGGAUACUGGCGAUCGGGACCAGCGUAACGGCGCUGUUCAUGUUCUUCGAGCUGUUCGUGUACUUCGUGCGGUUCGAAGAGCCGAAAUCACCGGACCAGAUAAUGAAGACGGAUGAUUUCUGCAUCCCGUACGUACCGCUCGUCCUGCAAGCGAUCAACGCGAACGGGCUGUUCUUCUUCCUGUUUGCAAACCUACUGACCGGGCUGGUGAAUCUGGUGUUCCAAACGUUCCUGCUGGGGAGCGCUGCUGCGCUAACGAUCAUAGCCUACUACAUGUUUAUGCUAUGCGUGGCGGUAUGCUUCCUGUACGUGAACAACGUUAAGCUAAAGAUAUGGUAAGGAGGAGAGGAUGUGGCUGUUAUAUUCCUGCGCCCUCGCUGGCUCGAUCUAGUCAUUCGGUGGCCAUUGUUGUAAAUUAGUGCAAAUGUAAGCGGAAAAGGGUCAUUAAAAAGGGUAAUUAAAUUCGAUACAUUAGGCUUAGUAUUCGUCUCUCACAUUGAACAUUCUAGGGUUCAGCAAAAAACAAACCCACCACCCAUGGACAUGAAAAUCGCCUUCGUACGAGAAUAAAGUAGAGUUUAAAGUUUAAAUAAUCUGUCA